UUUCCCCAUUUGCGUUAGAGAUCAUCGACAUCGGCUUAGGAAACUCCAUUUUUACAGCUACAUAACUCUCAUUCCUCGUACACGCUUUCGCCCCUCCAAAAAAAAAAUCUGUUUCUCGCUUUGCCCCAUAAAAAAGGGGAACUCUUCAACUCUGCUAACCCAUUUCAAGAUCACAGUUUUAUGCUCGAAUUCGUCUAAUUCUCCCUUUCUCUUCAUGUCUUGGGGGGUUUUCACUUGAGAUAUCAUCUGAGAUUUCUUCCAAAUUCGUUGAUUCAUUUCUGUGCUCACUUCAUUUUCCGAUCCAAACUCAGUUCGACUCUUUUGCUGAAUAGUCAACAUUUUCUGGUUUCUUUGUGAUCUAAUCUUUCUUAUCCAUAUUGGGGAAUUCAAUUUCAGCUGAUUUUCGGAUAAUAUGCAAUCUGAUCAUCGGAAAAAGUCCGUAGAUGUGGAUUUCUUCACACAAUAUGGUGAAGGAAGCAGAUACAAAAUCGAGGAAGUAAUAGGGAAAGGUAGCUAUGGUGUCGUCUGCUCAGCAUAUGAUACACGUACAGGGGAAAAGGUUGCAAUCAAGAAGAUAAAUGACAUAUUCGAACAUGUCUCCGAUGCCACACGGAUUCUUCGUGAAGUUAAGCUUCUUAGACUUCUCCGACAUCCAGACAUUGUGGAGAUCAAGCAUAUUCUGCUGCCCCCGUCUAGAAGAGAGUUCAAGGACAUUUACGUAGUGUUUGAGCUGAUGGAGUCCGAUCUCCACCAGGUCAUCAAAGCCAACGACGACUUGACUCCAGAACAUUACCAAUUCUUCCUAUAUCAGCUUCUUCGUGGCAUGAAAUAUAUUCAUACAGCUAAUGUAUUUCAUCGUGACCUGAAGCCCAAAAACAUCUUGGCAAAUGCCGACUGCAAAUUGAAAAUUUGUGAUUUUGGCCUUGCUAGAGUGGCCUUCAAUGAUACUCCAACUGCAAUAUUUUGGACGGAUUAUGUUGCAACAAGGUGGUAUAGAGCUCCGGAAUUAUGUGGAUCCUUUUUCUCCAAGUAUACACCUGCGAUUGAUAUUUGGAGCAUUGGCUGUAUUUUUGCUGAACUUUUGACUGGGAAACCUCUCUUCCCCGGAAAAAACGUUGUUCAUCAAUUAGACCUCAUGACUGAUUUGUUGGGAACUCCACCUCCUGAAACCAUAGCAAGGAUAAGAAACGAGAAGGCUCGUAGGUACUUAAGCAGUAUGAGAAGGAAGAAGGCGAUUCCUUUGUCUCACAAGUUCCCGAAUGCUGAUCCCUUUGCUCUCCGUCUCUUACAAAGAAUGCUCGCUUUUGAUCCCAAGGACCGACCUUCUGCUGAGGAGGCUCUUGCAGAUCCAUACUUCCGGAACUUAGCUAGAGUAGAGAGAGAACCUUCUGCACAACCGGUCACCAAAAUGGAAUUUGAGUUUGAGAGGAGAAGGAUCACGAAGGAUGACGUUCGAGAGCUGAUAUACCGCGAGAUUCUUGAGUAUCACCCGAAGAUGUUGAAAGAGCAUUUGGAUGGAGCAGAACCUACGAGCUUCAUGUAUCCAAGUGCUGUCGACAAGUUCAAGAAGCAAUUUGCGUUUCUUGAGGAGCAUUGGAGAAAUGGAGGUACUGCUCCUGCUCCGCCUGCUGAGAGACAGCAAUCUUCGUCUUUGCCUAGGCCUUCUGUACUGUAUUCGGGUAAUGCUAAUCCAAGUAUGAGCGAAGUUGCCAACGAACUCUCCAGGUGCUCCAUUAAAGAUGUCGAGAAGCCACACGCUGAUCGCUCGUAUGCAAUUCCAAUGACGCGGUUGCCUCUCCAAGUUCCCGAAAAUAAUAUCCAAGCAAGGUCUGCCACAAGACCGGGUAAGAUCACCGGCCCCGCACCACGAUACAACAACUACGGAGCGGCACUGCCACCAGCACCGGUAGACCCAAACGAACAGCGCAGAACGACGAGAAAUCCCACUAUGCAUCCUCAAUACAUCGCUCCUAACCCUUCGUACCCGAGGAAGCACGCUCCCUGCAAGGCCGAAGACGGAGAAGGCGCCAUGGGUGAAGGGCCUAACGCGCUGCAGCGCAAACAAGAGCUCUACAUGUCAAGAAAAGUUGCUGCUGCCCAAGGCGGAGCCGGAAGCCUCUGGUACUAAACUCUUGCUGCGAUGAUGGCAAGGUGGAAACGGUUCCAAAUGCGACUCGGUAGCAGCGGAACUCGUCUGAAUUCGGUCGGCUGGAGCUCGAUACGUUCGACAGCAUGCAGCGAUGUCUCCGUUGACGGGCCCCACAGGGUAUGAAUACAGUCCCCAUAUCAGUGCUUCAGAGUGGUGAAGAUGAUAUAGGUAGCUAGUGAGAGGUAGAUUGAAGAUGAAGAAGAUGGAGGAGUAGAAGGAAGCUUUUAAGUUAACAAAGAAUGCCAUGACAAACUGAUCUUGUAUUGUUAUGUAGUUUUAAAUUUUAAUGGUUAGUAUUUGCUAAUUUAUGUUUGCUUUCUGAACUUCAUGCUUUGUUUGUGUAAGUGUAUGUGACUCUGGGUAAAUAAUUUAAAUGUCAAAACUAUGUUCCCAAUUAUGCAGUGAA
Molecule: messenger RNA, 2555 nt
Organism: Salvia hispanica
Lineage: Eukaryota; Viridiplantae; Streptophyta; Magnoliopsida; Lamiales; Lamiaceae
Product: mitogen-activated protein kinase 15-like
Biological process (GO): protein phosphorylation
Molecular function (GO): ATP binding; MAP kinase activity
Source: RefSeq, a predicted model, not a curated record